This is a messenger RNA of Fomitopsis serialis, 1724 nucleotides long. RefSeq lists its product as uncharacterized. The transcript is spliced from 4 exons. NCBI's taxonomy places the organism in Eukaryota, Fungi, Basidiomycota, Agaricomycetes, Polyporales, Fomitopsidaceae. Bases 41 to 1417 code for a protein of 458 amino acids. The record is from RefSeq and is a predicted model, not a curated record.
UCGCUACUGGCUCUACAUUGUUCACUGACCCUCGUUAUUGAUGGCCUGCUUGAACCUCAGCAAUGUGCAAUCAGUCAGCCGUACUCAAACGUCUCUGGCUGCGAAGCAGCGCCUGCCACUAGAGGUUCAGGAACGCGUCCUAGACUUUGUUGCUGGGUCGAUGGACAGUCGCGAGACGAUGAAAGCAUGUAUAACAACAUGCAAAGCUUGGACUCCACGCUGUCGCUUCCACCUUCUGUACGAAGUGCACCUACGCAGCCGGCAGGAGGUGUUUUCGUUUGCCAGGCUCCUGGAUUCGAAUCCUCAUUUCCGCAACGAGGUUGUCUAUGCUCAUAUCGGGUCGCGGGAAGGAACACCACAGCCUAUCGAGUACGUGGAGUCCUUCGCGGCUCGAUUUGCGGGAAAGCUGCCUGCGGUACAUCAUCUGAUGAUACGCAAUGCGGAAAUGAAGCCGACCAACCUUCGCCUGGAUAGCCACCUCCACUUCUCCAGCUUCGUCUCGCUCAGAGAGCUCUCGUUGAUGGGAAUCCUGUUCCGGACGCCGACGAUGUUUCUUCGCACCGUGUGCUGUUUUCCUGGGGUAACCCUACUCCAGUGCACGGAUGUAGACAUACAGGAGGAACACCGGCCUGGCCUUCAUCCAGUCACUGUUCCUAGCAUCCGGCAUCUAGGCGUGGAUGGGAGCUCACCAUCAAUUGAAAAAGUCAUUCAUACCUUCGUCAGCGGAUCGCUCUCGGUCGCCCUCCGUACUAUCGUCCUUGGAUAUCGCACCGCAGUUCCUCUCCAAGAGCUCACAGGUGUGGUCCAGCGCCUAUUGGAUGCUGCUGGCCCAUCUCUCCGCACGUUCAGUUCCGUCGUCGACGAGACCAAGCUCAAGCUCGACGAACGCAUUGAGCAGUAUAUCAACUUUACACCAAACACGCGCCUGGAGCGCAUCAUCAUCCGCAUUCCUGUCAAAGACCAACCUAUCCUCUCGUGGAUCUCUCACGUACUCUCUUCCAUCACCUUUGACAGUGACGGGGAAGUAUGCCUGAUAUUUAACGUCGAUGCUGGAGACAACACUCCUCUAGUCUUACAAAGUUUGCUCAUUCGGCUUCAAGACUCGGUCUGCUCUGAGAUCGAAGCUGUCAUGUUUCUGCCCGGAUUCACGAAGCUCAAAAGGCUUUCCGUCGAGCUCUAUAUCGUGCCGUGGAACAUAGCGCUUUCCCAGACCGCCUGGUCAGAAACCAUCAUGACGGCAAUGCCUCGACUCCAUGCACGGGGAAUAUUGUACCCGUGCAUGCGGGUGUUUAAUACCUAUUCGAUGACGGAUCAACGUUCAUUGCUACGCAGCGGGGUAUCAAUCAUACCAGGUUCCAGCGCGGCUGAGACCCUUGGCCGGAUCUCCCGCCUCAAUGACGGGCACACGGAAAGCUAAGGGUUUAGCGGCGAGAUCUUACUAGUAGAACCUCUUCCGAUACUAUGCGGGGCAAGCUAGGUACGGGCUGUCCAAGGUUGGCAAAUAUCACGUUGCUAAUGCGCCGUGACGAUUGUCAGGAGUGCACACCACAUCGCAACCGUUUCCGGCUCUUCAGCCUCUCGAUUCUCCUGUGUUACCAGCCGAAGGCUUACGUUGGGCAGCAUCAGCUUGGGUAUCUGUAUCAGUAAUCAACGUCAUUAUGGGUACAUUAUAACAUUGGGAAAAGAUUGGUCUCACCAACUUCCGAUUCAUCCCAUAGAGAGGU